Messenger RNA from Pseudonaja textilis, 3470 nucleotides. The record is from RefSeq and is a predicted model, not a curated record. Lineage: Eukaryota; Metazoa; Chordata; Lepidosauria; Squamata; Elapidae.
CAGAAAAAAAACAGGGUAUUUUUUAGUAAUGAAUUACUGCUUUAACUUGGUAUCUAUGGAAGAGAUUGUCUAUAGUGGAGUUAUUUGCUUGGCUCAAAAAAAUCAUCUGGAACAACUUUUGGUGCCCACCAAAUCUGGUAGAUUUCUCUUUAAUCUGCAACCAGUUGAAUCCAUGAAGAUGUAUGAUGACAGGAAUGAGGCAUAAUGAGAUAAUUUCAAGAUCAAGAAGGUCUGACUUCUAUGACACACUCCUCCAACAAUUAUAUUUUUAACUGACAGUUUAUGGGGGCAGGAAAAUGACCCACUUAAGAAACAAUAAGCAACACUCAAGAGGAUUAUAUAGAAAUAGGUCAAUAGAGGAAGGACCUGCAUCAGAUAAUCAGGCCGCAUCUGCUUACAUCUUGUAGAAUCUGGUGGCAAAGCCAUAAAAUAUCUAUGUGGGAUGAAGUUAAAUUCAAAUGAGCUUGUUGAAGAAAGUGCAUGGCAUAAAUUAGACUGCACUGAAUAACAGCAUGCCUUCUAAUCAAUUUCUCCCAAAUUACAAAUAUUUAAUCAUAUUGGAGUUUGUAGUAAUUGGGUGUUUUGUAACUCAGUGAAAAUAUACAAUACUAUACAGUGUUUUUAUUUUGGCCUUGGACAAUAUAAAGUAAAAACAUCAACAAUAUGAAAUUAAAUGCAAUAUGUAUUGACAGAAAUGUACAUCAAAGAAGACCACCAUGUUCAGUGUUUUUAAUGUGUAUACUCAAUAAAAAAUGUAAAAAGCCAAUAUGAAAUUAACAAUUGCAAUAUGUAGAAACAGAAUUUCUACUGAAGGUUGUGAUAGAUAUGAACAUCUAUUUAAUUUUGAUUAUUCUGUAAUCCUUGGGGAUGGUAUGUUGAAAUCAUGGAACCAGUUAGUUAAAAAAAUAUAUCCUAGUACCUUGAUUAAGAAACCAAGUCUAGUGGUAGAAAAUUGGCUGUGCCAAUUUUUUUGGGGGGUGGGUGGGGGUGUCCUUAGUUUUUCAUAGAAACCCAUCAGUUCACAUAAACCUGAUUGGUUCGGAAAACCAAUUUAAAAUAAUUGUCUGAAUCUUUUGUUAAAAAUAUCUCUCUUUUCACUGGAUAGCUUAUUAAUGUGAAUUGACUUUUGGAGCCAGCAAUACAAAUGUUGAUCAUGAUUACGUGGGUUCAUCUUAUCUUGAUCUAUUGGAUAGUCACUGAAGGUUAUAUCCCCAUAUGUAUCAGUUAUAGAAAGGAGUUGGGCCAAUGAAAUUAUUGGGAUGGCUUGGGAUGAUGAUAUUACUUAUUGCUUGGUACUCAAUUGCUUUGAAACUCAUUGAAUUUGGUACUCAAGGCAUUUUUGACUUGAAAAUUUUGUUUGGUACCCAAUGCACAAACUGGAAAUUGUCAGUGUCACCUGCCUUGUGACUCAUUACAUUAUUCCUUAUGGGAAAAAUUGUUUGGUACUGAUUGGUUUUGGUACUUAUCAUGCCUCCCAGAACCAAUUAAUGAGUACCAAGGUACCACUGUAUUACUUCCUCUAUUACAGCCCACAGGGCAACCCUCUACAUUUUAUGAUACAGCUGUCAGAAAAUCUGAGAAACAGCAACCAUGACCAUCUCUCUGUGUGUGUCAAAAUCUGAAACAUGACCUUUUUCUAGGACAUUAUUUAAAAUGGGAAAAAGGAAGAAAGAGGCAAAAAAGAAAUCCAUUAAUCUGGGCAGUGAAACUGAUAAGUGGAUGUCUGAUUUACCAGAAAGUCUUUGGGCUGUACCCCUCUCUAAUCUGUCAUUACCAGGUAGUCAUGAUGCAAUGACAUAUUGUCUGGAUAAGAAAUCAGAAGUCAGUGCGAACGGAUCCAAAUUGUUGCAGCUACUAGAUAAACAUAUGCAUUGCAUAGUGCACCCUAUUAUUUUGAGAUGGUCAAUAACACAGGAUCUGACUGUGUUGGAACAAUUGGAUGCUGGAAUUAGGUAUUUCGAUUUUAGAAUAGCUCACAAACCUGAUGAUCCUUCCAUGAAAUUAUACUUUGUUCAUAUGUUAUAUACAACGGUGGAAGUUGAGGUUAUUCUGUGGGACAUUUUACGAUGGUUGAAAAAUCAUCCUUGGGAGGUUGUUGUUCUAGCUUUCAGAAAUUUUGAUGGCUUGGAUGGGAAUCAUCACAAACAUUUGGUCUCCUGUAUACAGAAGAUCUUCAGUUACAGAUUGUGUCCUAGAAAUAUUAUUCCAACCCUGCACAAUAUGUGGUCAAAUGGAUACCAAGUUAUUGUGUCUUAUGACAACAUAAUGCAGGUGGUACAACAUAGUGAAUUGUGGCCUGAAAUUCCAUACUGGUGGGGAAAUAAGGAUACAGCACAAAAGCUUAUUGAGUUUUUGGAAAAAAAGAAGCAAAGUGGUCGCCCAGAUGGAUUAUUUGUCGCAGGAAUCAAUCUUACCGCAGAUUUAGGAUAUAUUUUGACAAAUAUAAACAGCUCUGUUAAAAAAAUGGCUCUGAAGGCUCUUCCAUUCCUAAAUUUGUGGGUAAAGAAACAGCAUCCUGGAUCAAAAAAGGAUUGCAUUAACAUCAUUGCUGGAGACUUCAUAGAAAAGAAUAAUUUUGUAGAGAAUGUGAUAAACCUUAAUAGCAAACUGAUUUCACAAUAACUCUAUUUUGAUCAUUUUGAAAGGAGAUGAUGGGAGAUGAUUGUUUUGAAAGGAGAUGAUGGGACUAACUGCAAGGAUAAAGUAAGAUAUAAUAUAGUAAAUAAUUCCCUUACUCAUAUUUUAACUUGCAGUUAAGUAUUUAUUUAAAAACUGUAUUUAAACAUCACUGUAGAAAAUGUCAUAAUUUUAAAAAAAAACUUCAUGGAAAAAUGGUUUUCCUGCAAAAUGUGCAGCAUCUACAAAAUUUUGAAACAUGGAGAACUUUGAUCAACUAGUUAGUACUGAAAUAUUACUGUAGAGGUAGUAUGUUUGAGUAUCUCUGUGCUGUCCCGCUCACUUGCACACACAUGUAACAGUGCUUUAGUAGAUUUAUUAUUGUUCCAUGGCAAUUCCCUACACCAAAACCUCAGAACUGUCCCAAUUACAUCCAGCCAAAAGCAGACCUAUGUUAAUCCACACAGCAGUGGCCAAUGAGUCGACAAAGUACUUGUAAGGUUUUCAGGCAAGACAAAUCCACCAGGUAGAAUUAAAUCCACAGCACAAGGAAAUUCACGAGGCAAGAAAAAUCCAGAGUUCACAAGCCAUGAUCCAAAGUCAAGGCAUGGUGUCAGUCCAAAGCAAGCCAGUCAUCCCAGUCCCGAAGAAAAAAACUGCCUGAAUGACUUACCGACCUAUUGCAUUAACAUCUGUAGUGAUGAAGUGCUUCAAGAAAUUGUUUCUUCAACACCUUAGGUCAUGCCUCCCACCAAAUUUUGACCAAUACCAGUUUGCUUACAAGGAGAAUAGCAGAGGUAGUAUUCAGCAGGUUCUGACCAGUUCUGGAGAACCGGUAGUGGAAAUUUUGAGUA